CGGGGCCUUUGGGGGCGGGUCCCGGUCCGGCCAGUGCGGGGACGCGCGGUGCCGCCCAGGAGCGAGCCAGCGAGGGGCUGGCGGAGUCCGAGCGCCCGGUCCGCUGCGCGGGAUGCUGCCCUGGACGGCGCUCAGCCUGGCCCUGAGCCUGGCGCUGGCGUGGGCGCGGAGCGGCGCGGAACGCGGGCCCCGGGCAGCAGCCGCCCAGGGGGACCUGCUCUUUCUGCUGGACAGCUCAGCCAGCGUGACUCAUUAUGAGUUCUCCCGGGUCCGGGAGUUCCUGGGGCAGCUGGCAGCCCCACUGCCCCUGGGCCCCGGGGCCGUUCGUGCCAGCCUGGUGCACGUCAGCAGCCGGCCCCACUCCGAGUUCCCCUUCGGCCAGCACAGCUCCGGGGCCGCCGUCCAGGACGCCAUCCUCGCCGCUGCCCAGCUCAUGGGCAACACCAACACGGGCCUGGCGCUGGCGUACGCCAAGGAGCAGCUGUUUGCCGAGGCUGCGGGGGCCCGGCCGGGGGUGCCCAAGGUGCUGGUGUGGGUGACCGACGGCGGCUCCAGCGACCCCGUGGGGCCCCCCAUGCAGGAGCUGAAGGACCUGGGCGUCACCGUCUUCAUCGUCAGCACCGGCCGGGGCAACCGCCUGGAGCUGUCGGCCGCUGCCUCGGCCCCCGCGGAGAAGCACCUGCACUUCGUCGACGUGGACGACCUGCCCAUCAUCGCCCGGGAGCUGAGGGGCUCCAUCCUCGACGCCAUGCAGCCGCGGCAGCAGCUCCGUGCCUCUGAGGUCACGUCCAGUGGCUUCCGCCUGGCCUGGCCGCCCCUGCUGACCGCCGACUCGGGCUAUUACGUGUUGGAACUGGCACCCAGCGCAGAGCCGGCCGCCGCGCGACGCCAGCAGCUGCCGGGCAACGCCACCGGCUGGACCUGGGCCGGCCUGGACCCGGACACGGACUACCACGUGGCGCUGCUGCCCGAGUCCAACCUGCACCCCGUGGGGCCGCAGCACCUGCGCGUGCGCACGCUGCCGGAGGAGGCCGGGCCGGAGCGCAUCGUCAUCUCGCACGUGCGGCCGAGCAGCCUGCGCGUGAGCUGGGCCCCGGCCGGCGCGCUCCGCUACCACGUGCAGGUCGGGCCGCUGGGGGGCGGCGCGGCGCAGCGCGUGGAGGUGCCCGCGGGCCGCAACGGCACCGCCCUGCAGGGCCUGGCGCCGGGCACCGCCUACCUGGUCACCGUGACGGCGGCCUUCCGCUCGGGCCGCGAGCGGGCGCUGUCCGCCAAGGCCUGCACCCCCGACAGCGAGCGCAGCCGCGCCCCGCGCCCCCCGCCGCCGCCGGGGCCCGGGGGCCGGGGGCCGUGACCCGGACGCCCGCGCAGCCCAGGGCCCCUUCUCCCGACCCCGGUGCGGGAGGCGCCCACCGCCGGACCCAGGGUCUCGUUCCGGGGGCUUGGGGGUGCGGACUCGGCCUUUGCGCGCGGCGAUCCCGCGUGACCGACCCCCAGUCCUCGUUCCGCGGCCGGAGCCCGACUCCAGGGCCAGACCCUCGGCUGCAGCUCUGGCGCUGGCUGGAGCGACCCUUCCCUUCCCGCCCGGCGCGGGGCCCUCGGCCGUGUCCUUGGGGCUGGAGUCAGCGGGGAGAUGGAGGGGGAGUCUGGGCGCGGGGUGAGACCAUCAGACCCGGGACAGGCCCGGCCCAGGACCAAGGGCGGUGGGCCGGGUGGGCCUCCCACUGUGUGAAGGGCCAGUGGUCCAGCUGGCCACUCAGGUCCGGGAUGUGGCUAGAAGGUGGAGGGGGGCGGGGUCCGGCCAGGUCCCCACAAGCUUCCAGGAGGAGACAGGACCCGCCAAGGGCGGGGAAGAGUGUUUGGAGGUGCGGUCAGAGGUCAGCGGCUGGAGGGUGGACAGGUGCCCUUCGCCAGGCCACCCAGCUGCAGGGCAGUGCCUGCCCCCCCUCUGGGCCCAGCACAGGGAGGCCGGAGCUGGCAUUCAGGACCCUGGAGACAGCACUGGCAGGGAGUCUCCUCUUGCUUCUGAUGGGGUCCUCCAGGCUGGGGGGUCAGCCAGGUCCCCCCGGGAAGCACCCCAGCGAUUCUCUGCCUCUUCGGACAGCGCCCUCCUCUGUCAUUACUCACCCUCGGGGGCCCCAGGCCAGUCCCAAGGGCAGGCAGCGCUGCUGUCCCGGCCACCAGGCCCCUCAUCCUCUGCCUCUUCCCCACUAACAUCCCACACCUUCAAGUACAGAUUAAACCGGAUGUAACCCGA
Myotis daubentonii (Daubenton's bat) is the source of this 2257-nucleotide messenger RNA. RefSeq names its product von Willebrand factor A domain containing 1 (gene VWA1). The record is from RefSeq and is a predicted model, not a curated record. Lineage: Eukaryota; Metazoa; Chordata; Mammalia; Chiroptera; Vespertilionidae. Gene Ontology annotation, molecular function: protein binding.